AAUGUUCUGAUGUCCAGGGGGCAAAGAUGAAAACUCCUCCUCUUCAAAACCUCCUCUACCUGUCAAGCAAGUUUUUUUGUUUGCUAAAACCGUGCCGCUGGUUGACGAUCAGCUGAAGGGAAGACAACAUGGCAGGUUCUGCCAAUCAGAAUGUUGAAUUUGUGCGGACGGGCUACGGCAAGAACACCGUGAAGGUGCUGUGCAUCAGGAGACAAGGGGACCAACAUGAUAUCAUCGAGCUCAAGGCAGAUGUGGAGCUCACUCUCAAGUCACGUAAGGAUUAUCUCACUGGAGACAACUCGGACAUCAUCCCUACUGACACGAUCAAAAACACCGUUCAUGCCUUGGCCAAACUGAAGGAGGUGAAGACUAUUGAGCAGUUUUCUUUGGAUCUUUGUCACCAUUUCUUGACUGCUUUCAACCAUGUGUUGAGGGUUAAGAUUUACAUGGAGGAGGCACCAUGGAGAAGGCUGGAAAAGAAUGGAGUUGAACAUGUCCACGCCUUCAUUAACAGCCCGGAAGCCAUCCGCUUCUGCGAUAUCGAACAACAUCUCAAUGGCAUUCCGGUGGUCCACGGUGGACUCAAGGACAUGAAGGUGCUGAAAACCACUCAAUCUGGUUUUGUGGGUUUCCUCCGCGACCGCUUUACCACACUGCAAGAGGCCACGGACAGGUGUUUCUGUACCACCGUCUGUGCUAGGUGGCGCUACAACAAGGUUCAAGAUGUCAACUUUGAUGCUGUAUGGAAAUGUGUCAAAGAUACGAUCAUUGAGAAGUUUGCAGGCCCUUUUGACCAUGGAGAGUUCUCGCCUUCUGUGCAGAAGACCCUUUAUGAUACACAGGUCCUAGUCCUCGCUCGGACUCCUGAGGUGGAGGAAAUUGAGAUCAUCAUGCCCAACAAACAUUACUUCACAAUCGACAUGACAAGAAUGGGCAUUGAGAACAAGGGUGAAACACAGGUUCUUCUUCCUCUUGACAACCCCUCGGGCAACAUCACAGGGACACUGCGUAGGAAGCAAGCCAGGCUGUGAAGACAUAAGCACAAAUACAGAAUAUGCUGGCGACAUCGAUGAUUUAUAGUCUUAGUAACAACCACUAAUAAACGUGUUGUUCUUUGGUGAGAAAAGA
Molecule: messenger RNA, 1128 nt
Organism: Syngnathus acus (greater pipefish)
Lineage: Eukaryota; Metazoa; Chordata; Actinopteri; Syngnathiformes; Syngnathidae
Gene: uox
Product: urate oxidase
Exons: 8
Coding region: 129-1031 (300 amino acids)
Biological process (GO): purine nucleobase catabolic process; urate catabolic process
Cellular component (GO): peroxisome
Molecular function (GO): urate oxidase activity
Source: RefSeq, a predicted model, not a curated record